Messenger RNA from Owenia fusiformis, 1535 nucleotides. The record is from the annotation of a GenBank genome assembly. Lineage: Eukaryota; Metazoa; Annelida; Polychaeta; Sabellida; Oweniidae.
GGAUUCGGAAGGUCAAAACAAUAUUUCUUCUGCUUUAGAAUCAAAGUACAAUUUUCCACAUUCCAUCGUAGGUAGGAAUCGAAAAAGACAUAGUGAUGUCUUCGGGGGCAGAGCAUGCCCUUUUGACAGAAUGGGAGGAACUAGAAAAGGAGUACCUCAAUCUGGAGGAGGACCACAAGCUCUAUCAAACGAAGAUAGAUGAAAUGAAGAAAAGUCAAGAUGUUUGCUCAAAGGGUAUAUCUCAUCAAAAAUACAGGAUAAAACAAAUUCUGGAAUCUGUAAAGAAAGCAGAAGCAUCAUCAAAAAAUGCAGAAGAUUUGGCAAAACUGAAAGAAAUUCAGAAAAAAGCUACAAAUAGGAAAAACCAAUUCAGAGAAAUGGAAGACAUUUUACCACAUAAAAAUGGCGUGUAUUUGUCCAUUAUUCUCGGAGAGGUUAAUGUGUCCCUGCUCAGCAAACAAGACAAGUUUACUUACAAACAAGAAUAUGAGAAGUUCAAGUUGGUGUGCACAGUGAUCACUUUAGUGUGGGCUAUCUGCCUUCUAACAUUCCUUGCUGGCUACAGAUGGUUUGAUGCAGCCUUUGACUUCCUACUUGUUUGGUAUUACUGUACACUCACGAUUAGAGAACAUAUUCUAAAAGUUAAUGGAUCCAGGAUUAAAGGCUGGUGGGUGCUACAUCACUUUGUCUCUACAGUCUGUGCAGGAAUUAUCCUUAUAUGGCCAGAAAGUGACAGCUUCAGAAAGUUCAGAGACCAAUUUAUGUAUUUCUCAAUAUACCUAGCUCUUAUACAAAUAAUGCAGUUCUAUUAUCAGACUGGUGCACUCUACAGGCUCAGGGCCCUGGGAGAGAGACACAGUAUGGACAUUAGCGUAGAGGGCUUCCAGUCUUGGAUGUGGAGAGGAUUAACAUAUUUACUUCCCUUCUUAUUCGGUGCAUAUCUAUUCCAGCUUUACAAUGCUUAUGUUCUCUACCAGCUCUCACAUGACCCUAAAUGUGAGGAAUGGCAGGUAUAUGUACUGGCAAUCAUAUUUUUGGUUCUAUUUGCUGGAAACACAUUAACUCUGCUUGGAGUUGUGAAGAAAAAACUAAGCAAAGAAGGGAUCAACAUUAAAUACUUACGAAGCAAAUACAAUGAUAUGACACAAAAGGCAGAGUAGAGCCAAAGAGAAGUUGACAUGGUACAGGGACAGACUUAGCAAUUUUUGAAUGCCAAAUAAAGUCAAUUUUGACGCCUGUGUGUAAAAAAUGUAAGGUACUUUUACAAUGACAUCCCAGUCAAACAAAAUCAUUCACAGUAAAACUUGUCUAAUCUGAACACCAUUGGGACUGGUCAAUGUGUUUGUUUUAACAUGGUAAUCAAUGGAAGAGUAUAAAAUUGGGCCAAAAAAUGCUCAUAGGUGUUGGGAUAUUGUACUUCUGCUUAACUAGGUUUAAGCGGCCAUUUUAAUUGGGCAGAUCCGCCAAAUUAAGUAGCUGUCAUUUUAAUAACAUGUAAAUUAGUACCAUUAGUAGAUUGUUAUAUUGCAAGUCUG